CCAAACAAUGCGCACUAUGCGCAUGUGCACAUAAGAUGUCAACUCCCUUACAUUCGUCGGACCGCGUUCCUAGCGGCAGCAGGCAGCGCAGCUGCGGCGUCUGGGACGACAUCGCCAGACGCAGAGACAGGCCGAUUGGCGCCUGGGCUUUACGGCCUCCCUGGACUGCAUUCCCCCGAUGAUCUCAUUUCCCUCGCUGCCCGCAUCGUGGCGCACUGUCAGGAGCUGCAGCUGUGCAUGGACCUGCUGGCAGAGGCACAGGCACAGGCAGACGGCUGCGGCGCACUCCCGUAUGCAUCAUCACUAUUAUCGUCGUCGCCAUCAUCAUCGCCGUCGGCCGCUGCCGCCGCCGCCGCGGCGGCGACGGCCCAGACAGCGGCGGUGGACGACGUGGCUGCUGCUAGGACUGCAGCAGCGGAGGUUGCCCGGUUGGUCCGCCGUCACCACGAGGCGGUCAGCUGGCUGCGCCCUGCGGCGGAGCACUGCGCAGAGCACCACGCGGAGGGGCAGUGGCGGGAGGCGGCGGGGAGAGCGCUGCGGGCGAUGCAGGCGGUGGAGGAGCUCCUCGCAAUGAGGUUAGCGGCCCACAGCAGCGGCCCGGGGGGCCACCACCAGCACCACCAGCAGGCCGCAGUGGAAGCAGCCGAAUCAGCCAUUGCCCCACCGCCGCAUUGUCGUCGGGUCAUAGACGCGGAGAGGGGCGGCGGAGGGGAAAGGUCGAUCAGCACACGCGGCAGUGGUGGUGGUCCGGAGGAGGUUGUCGCCACCGGUGGCGAUGCCGCUGGAGCCCGAAGGGAUCAGCUGGAGGGGCGCGUUGGAGGCAGCAUGGAAGCGGUAGCGGCGACGGCGGCAGGUGGCGGCGGAGGCGGCGGCGGUCAGCUGAGGUUGGUUUCGGAGGCAGUGUCGCGCGCGGCGGCGUUGUCGGAGCAGGACCGACAGGAGCGAGCCGCACUGGAGCGACUGGAGACGCGGCUGAUAGCGGCGUUCCGGGCAGCGCUAUCUGACCCACGGGUCACGCCCGUUCCACUGGUGGUCUUGCACGACAGCGAGGUGCGCGGCGACCCGCUGUUGGCGCGCCACGUGACGCCGGCGACGGAAGCGGAGGUGGCGGCGGCGCGGGCUGGCGAGAGCGUAACGUUGCCGCUGGUACUUCCACCUGAUGGGUACGAUGGCGGCGGCGGCGGCGGCGGUGACGGCGGCGGCAGCAUCAGCAACGGCGGCGGCAGCGGCGGCGGGGAGGGCAGCACGGAGACAUCCGCUGCGACUGCGGGGUAUGGAGAGCAAGUGGCGAAGAUAGAACUGGGCCCGGUGGCGGCCAUGACACGGCGUGCACGUCGACGAGGCGGGCGGUUGUGGGCCCUCAGGCUGACGGGGGCGCUGACGGGGCUGCUGCUGGCCGAGCACCCCAGCAGCCAGGUGCGGCGAGCUGUGCACGCAGUGACCCACGGGUCACAGGCCUCCGCCGCGUUGCGCUUCCUGGACCUGAUGCGGCCGUUACGGGACCGCCUGGCGGAUUGCCUGCAACAGCCGUCGUACGCCCAUUUGAAAAUGGCGGGGGACUCCGUGGCAGGUGACCCGCGGGUCGCUCUGAUGCUGCUGUACGACAUCCUGUCCGCCGUACGGCCCCUGGCUGAGGAGGAGGUGGCUGCCUUGCAGCGGCUACAAAUGCAGAUGUUGGUGGAGGUGGAGGGGGGGGAAGCGGAGGAGGAGCUGGUGGCUGCGGGUGGUGGUGGUGGUGGUAGUGGCGGCUGUUCUGGAGUGGAGCAAGGUGGCGAUGGGGAGGGAGACGUGUACGACAGUGACCCCCUCCAUUUGCGGGGCAGUGUUGACUUCCUCGUGGCCGUACGGCGAAACCCCCCUUUGAGCGCCCGGGAAUGGCGGGAGCUGGCGCCGUACUUCAGCAUCGAGGGGCUGUUGCAGGGUCUGAGCCGUCAGCUGUCCCACGUGUUCGGGUUGGGGUUACGUGUUUCCCCCCCCGUCCCCCCCAACCGGGGGGAGUGCCAACCCGGGGAGUUCUGGCGGCAUCCGGACAGCAUCGUUCGAUUGGAGCUGCGGGAAGCGUCUGGCAGCAGCAGUGGCAGUAGCAGUGGCAGUGGCAGUAGCAGCAACAUGACCGGCAGCGGAAGGACCGACGGGCCGGUGCCGGGGGAACUCCUGGGGGUGUUGUACGUGUAUUUGGAUCCGGAUUGCGAUCUGCCGUACACUGUCCUUAUCAGUGGGGGCAUCUGCAGCUGGUGCACUGCUACUCUCGCACCGCAUGGGGGUCCUUUCCUUACCCCGAGGGAAUGGAAGGGCUCAAGGCCCCAAACCCUCAAUACCCCCCACGCGCCACCCUGGCAGGCACGGGUUCGUGGGGUGACCCACGGGUCAGGGGCAGGGGCAGGCGGCUAUCUGGUUCCGGAGCACCCCGGACUCAUCCGCACGCUGGUGCAUGAGCUGGGACACGCGCUGCACUACAUGAUGUCGUACAGCCCUGGCGCACUGCCCGACAGUAACGCCUGCUACAGCUCCACUGACUACUUGGAGCUGGUGUCGCACAUAUUAGAGCGCUGGUUCGCGGACCCGUGGGUCCUUUCCCAGCUGUCAUGCCACGUCGUGAGCGGUGCGAGGCUGCCGCCCCGCCUCUGCGCCGCCGUAGCCGCCACCCCCUCCCGUCACACCACUUGGCUGGAGCUGCAACAACACUGCCUAGCUGCAGCAGCUGACCUGCUCAUGAACCUCAACGGCCACUUGGACGUGCAACGACUUCGGUUAGUACCGCAACCGCCGGACCCACAACCACCACAAACAACAGCUGCACCACAACCACCACCCGCGGUGAUACCAAACCCAUCCACCCGGCAAGGAACUGCACCAUCGGCACAGCCGCCGCCUCCGCCUCCGAGGCUAAUAGAGCUCCAAUCCACGCCCACCCUGGAGCUGGUUUCGGCGCUGUGGGCCGAGCACUCGGCGCUCCCUGGCGGCGUCUUCCAGCCCACCCGGGGCCUUAUGACGGUGCUGCCGGGCUUCCUGCACAAUGCGGCCGUCAUGUAUGCUUACCCCGCGGCGCAGCUCGUGGCAGUGGCCGUGUGGGAGCGCCAUUUCGCUGCGGGAUCGACGGCGGCGGCGGCGGCGGCGGCAUCAGGCGAAGGCCCCCUGGAGUCGGCCGCGGCGGCGCGGUGCGGCAGGCUCAUACGGCGGUGUCUGCUGGAGCAGGGCAACCCAGCCGCCGCGGCGGCGGCGCUGGAGGCGCUGCUGGGACCGGGAAGUGUACGGCGUGUACGGCUAGCGCGAGAUGACGAGCACCGCAAUGAUGAGAGCUCUUGUGGGGUCGGUGUUGAGGCCCCGGGGGAAUUUGGCGACUUGUAUUGUCGGGUGGGUGUUAUUCCCGACUUGGCUCACGCGGCCUUUCAGGACGUAGACCCGCUGGUAUUUUAA
This is a messenger RNA of Volvox carteri f. nagariensis, 3417 nucleotides long. RefSeq lists its product as uncharacterized. The record is from RefSeq and is a predicted model, not a curated record. The annotation marks the transcript as partial. Gene Ontology annotation, biological process: peptide metabolic process; proteolysis. Lineage: Eukaryota; Viridiplantae; Chlorophyta; Chlorophyceae; Chlamydomonadales; Volvocaceae. Gene Ontology annotation, molecular function: metalloendopeptidase activity. The transcript is spliced from 11 exons.